Messenger RNA from Gamsiella multidivaricata, 2147 nucleotides. Its product is annotated as triose-phosphate transporter family-domain-containing protein. Gene Ontology annotation, biological process: UDP-glucose transmembrane transport. Gene Ontology annotation, cellular component: Golgi apparatus; cis-Golgi network; endoplasmic reticulum-Golgi intermediate compartment. The record is from RefSeq and is a predicted model, not a curated record. The transcript has 6 exons. Gene Ontology annotation, molecular function: antiporter activity. Bases 149 to 2083 code for a protein of 644 amino acids. NCBI's taxonomy places the organism in Eukaryota, Fungi, Mortierellomycota, Mortierellomycetes, Mortierellales, Mortierellaceae.
GUCUCGAAAGGGUUUACACCCUACCUCACGCUCAUCCCUACGACACAGCACUCAGCACCUUUGUCGCCACAAGCAUCACCCCUGCUCUUCAGCCUGCUAAUGAGGAACACUCGCAGGUGAAGAAAGUAAACCAACCACAAUCAACACCAUGGUGGAUUCCUUAGAGAGCUCAUCCGCUCUCUCAAGAACGACCGAGACAACAGUAACACAUGUCAAUGGCAACUCUAUACAAGGCACUUCUAUUCUGGAGGUUAGGAACGGGCAGGACCCAGGACGUGGGCGCGGGUUCCAUCGUUCGGACAACGUAUCGGACUCUGAUAGUUCCAGCAGCGAUGAUGGGAUCGAAUGGGACAAUUCUGGGUACUAUACUUCAGAGCACACCUCGGAGGACGAUGGUGGCGAUGGCUACAGCUCAGACGACGACGCAGAGGACGAGAGCGACGGAGCAUACGAUGAACAAGAUAGGCAGCGACUUUUAGCGUCUUCGAGUAAGGUACGGGUUGGGGGCAUGGGCGUGGGGAUGCGAGUCGGCGAAACAGGCACAGGAACAACCAUUGGACUUGACUUUGAACGGGAUAACAUUCAAAAUGACGGGGACUAUGACGUCCUGCCAUUGAUGAAUGUUGGUAGUAAUCUCUCUCGACAACGUCGUAAAGGCAAAUCAGGAGGAGACGGGAUAGGGGGCCGGAGAGAAAGGUCGAGGAGAGGAAGCCAGAGGAAUCAACGCAGGUCGCUACACACGGUCGUGCCUGUCUUAGGGCAAGGCGCCAUUCGAACAGAGCAGGAACAAUCGAUAGUGAAGAGACAGCUCAGGAUAGAGAUGUUCUGGAACGUGUUUUAUGUGUUUGCAUGGUACGGAUGCUCAACAUCCUUAUCAUUCUACAAUAAGUGGUUGUUUUCGCCACUCCACUAUAACUUCCGUUUCCCACUUUUCACAACGUGCCUCCACAUGGUAGCAGAGUUUGUGCUUGCAUCCCUUACUCUCAUAAUGAUCCCUUCCUUGCGGCCAAGCGCAGCACCAUCAGUCAAAGAUUUCGGAACAAAGAUCAUGCCAUGCGCGGUGGCAUCUGGUCUGGAUAUUGGACUGAGCAACAACAGCCUAAAGUCGAUUACCCUCGCCUUCUAUACCAUGUGCAAGUCUUCGUCUCUUGCAUUCGUGCUGCUGUUCGCGUUCGCUUUCAAACUGGAGAGACCAACCUGGACCUUGGCAGGAGUCAUCGGCGUGAUCUGCGUUGGGUUGUUCAUGAUGGUCAUGUCAGAGGCGGACUUUGUGCUGAUCGGAUUUAUUCAAGUGAUGCUGGCGUCGGUUCUAGGAGGACUGCGGUGGUCCUUGACACAGCUGCUGCUUGAGCGGACGGAUACGAAAUCGGGCAGUCUGGCCAAUCCAAUCUCGACCAUCUUUUUUCUCUCGCCUAUCAUGGGAAUCUGUCUCUGUAUCGUUGCAGGGAUGUUUGAAGGAUAUGGAGACAUUUUCAGGUCCGAGUUCUUUUCGACAGUAGGAUCGAGCUUUGGCACCUUGAGCUUGUUAUUCCUGGGAGGCAUCUUUGCAUUCACUAUGAUAGUGGCAGAGUUCAAUCUGAUCGCCAGGACUAGUGUCGUGUCAUUGUCGGUCUUGGGAAUCAUUAAGGAGGUCGUUACCAUUGUGAUCUCUUCGUUGGUUUUCCAUGACCGGCUCACAAUCAUCAACAUCCUGGGACUCGUUGUUACACUCUCAGGCAUCGGUUUCUAUCACUACAUGAAGUUGCACGAGCUGAAGUCAAGGGCAAGGAGGGCCGCUAAAGAGAUUAUGGAGCUGAAUAGUGCUUCUUCUACGAAUCGCAUCGAUAGAAGCGUAGACCUUGCACCAUUCCAAGAUUACCGACGGAAACGACACUCAGGACGAUCAAAAGGUAGAUCGGGGCAUCGAUCUCUUAGAGAAGAGGCGCGGAACAAUGUUGAAAUAGAGGGGCGAAGAGCAGGAUCGAGCGAGGGCCUUUAUGGCCGCGAGCUGAUGGGGCCCAACGGUGCGGAGCAAACUGUGGGGCGCAGUCAAUUGAUACGCGACCUAGAUGGUACUUCACCAACUAACCUCAAUAGUUCAUAGAAUAGCAAUAUAUUAAUAUAAUAAUCAUCGAAAGUAGUAGCAACAGGACACAGCCUGAAGGCAU